AUGGACCCAAGCGCAACAACCGUCCUACUCAUCGACUUCAAAUCCGACCCGGCAGCAACAUGGCCGGUUCUUCUCUCGCAACUCGCUGCUCUCCGAUCCAAAGAUUGGUUAACAUACCACGACGGCUCGACGCUCCACACAGGCCCCCUUACCAUUGUCGGCACGGGAAACGCCCCCUACGACCUCAUUCAGUCCAUGACAAACCGGUACAUCUUUUUCGACGCACCACUGCUCUCUAUCUCAGAUGCGAAGUACAACACUACAAACUCUUAUUACGCAUCCGCCGCCCUCAGCGACGCACGACAGCAAAAGGAUUGA
Messenger RNA from Alternaria conjuncta, 318 nucleotides. RefSeq lists its product as uncharacterized. The record is from RefSeq and is a predicted model, not a curated record. NCBI's taxonomy places the organism in Eukaryota, Fungi, Ascomycota, Dothideomycetes, Pleosporales, Pleosporaceae. Bases 1 to 318 code for a protein of 105 amino acids. The transcript has 2 exons.